AGCAGGCCUGGCCUCGCCUCCAGCGCUCCGCCGAUCGCUGUGCCGUCACCUCCGCCUCGUCCGCCCAGCGGGGUUUCCCCCGCCCCCUCGGCGCCGGCGCUGGUCGUGACUGCGCGCGCAGGGCCUGAGCGGGCGCCGGCGGGAAGGGGAAGCGGCGGGGUAGGACCAGAUUAUGGGCAGUAGUCCUUUUAAUUAAUCUGUCAUCAUGGCUAAUGAGGACAGUCCCAAGGCUGGUGAUAGUCCAUUUUCAUCAGAUAAACAUGCCCAACUCAUCUUGGCCCAGAUCAAUAAAAUGAGGAAUGGAGAGCAUUUCUGUGAUGUACAGCUGCAAGUCGGGAAGGAAACUUUUAAAGUUCAUCGGCUGGUUUUGGCUGCCAGUAGUCCUUACUUUGCAGCUUUGUUCACUGGAGGAAUGAAAGAGUCCUCAAAAGAUGUUGUACAGAUUCUAGGAAUUGAAGCUGGAAUCUUUCAAAUACUUCUAGAUUUCAUUUAUACAGGUAUAGUGAACAUAGGUGUGAAUAAUGUCCAGGAGCUGAUUGUUGCAGCAGACAUGCUACAGUUGACUGAAGUUGUUAACUUAUGCUGUGAAUUUCUGAAAGGACAAAUUGAUCCAUUGAACUGCAUUGGGCUCUUUCAGUUCUCUGAGCAAAUUGCCUGCCAUGAUCUUUUGGAAUUCACAGAAAACUACAUUCAUGUCCAUUUCUUGGAGGUUCACAGUGGGGAGGAGUUCCUGGCGCUUACAAAAGAUCAACUAAUCAAAAUUUUGCGAAGCGAAGAGCUCAGUAUUGAGGAUGAAUAUCAGGUCUUCUUAGCUGCAAUGCAAUGGAUUCUGAAGGACCUGGGAAAAAGAAGAAAGCAUGUGGUAGAAGUGCUAGAACCAAUUCGAUUCCCUUUAUUACCUCCUCAGAGGCUUUUAAAGUAUAUAGAAGGAGUAUCCGAUUUUAAUCUUCGUGUUGCAUUGCAAACACUUUUGAAAGAGUACUGUGAGGUGUGCAAAUCUCCCAAAGAGAACAAGUUUUGUAGUUUUCUGCAGACAUCUAAAGUUCGGCCUCGGAAGAAAGCAAGAAAGUACCUAUAUGCAGUAGGUGGAUAUACUCGGUUGCAGGGGGGUCGUUGGAGUGAUAGCAGAGCCCUCAGCUGUGUAGAACGUUUUGACACCUUUAGCCAGUACUGGACCACUGUGUCUUCACUUCAUCAGGCUCGAUGUGGGCUGGGAGUAGCAGUUCUGGGAGGGAUGGUUUAUGCUAUUGGAGGUGAAAAGGAUUCGAUGAUUUUUGACUGUACUGAAUGCUAUGAUCCCGUUACUAAACAGUGGACAACUGUAGCUUCAAUGAAUCACCCCCGCUGUGGCUUGGGAGUGUGUGUGUGUUAUGGGGCUAUCUAUGCUUUGGGUGGAUGGGUUGGAGCUGAGAUAGGGAACACCAUUGAACGAUUUGAUCCUGAUGAAAAUAAGUGGGAAGUAGUUGGCAACAUGGCUAUGUCACGCUACUACUUUGGGUGUUGCGAAAUGCAAGGUUUAAUUUAUGUAAUUGGGGGCAUCAGCAAUGAAGGAAUAGAGCUUCGUUCUUUUGAAGUAUAUGAUCCACUUUCUAAGCGUUGGUCUCCACUUCCUCCAAUGGGAACCAGGAGAGCAUAUCUUGGUGUGGCUGCACUCAAUGACUGUAUCUAUUCUGUUGGAGGGUGGAAUGAGACACAAGAUGCUCUUCAUACUGUAGAAAAAUAUUCCUUCGAAGAGGAAAAGUGGGUUGAAGUUGCCUCAAUGAAAGUGCCUAGAGCAGGCAUGUGUGUUGUGGCAGUCAAUGGGCUUCUGUAUGUUUCUGGAGGUCGAUCUUCCAGCCAUGAUUUCUUGGCUCCAGGUACCUUGGACUCAGUUGAAGUUUAUAACCCUCAUUCAGAUACAUGGACAGAAAUUGGUAACAUGAUCACCAGUCGUUGUGAAGGAGGUGUUGCUGUACUAUGAAAUAUAAACCAUAAGGGAGCACAAGAAACAUUUUGAAAAUAUAGGAUCUGACUCUGUAAAUCACACAUGUAUUUGGUGAUAGGAUCCUCUGAUUCUAUUGAGUUUUCCAUAUAUUUGGUAGAUAAAUGACUAAAGAAUGAUUUUUCUAAGAAUUUGUGUAGGGAGAGAUAUGGAAUAUAUCCUAAAUUAAUAAAGAACUCACACAAAUUUGCCAAGCUUACCAAUAGGAAUGCUGUUUAUGCUCUGGAAUUCUCCUCUUGGGGGUAGAGUCCUAUUUGUAAAAAUGAUUUGCUAGAAGCUUCUUGGCAAAUAGCCCCAUUAGCUGCUUCUCCAGUGUCAGCCAAGCUGUAACACGACCCUUAUGUGAUGUAAGAAUAUCAAUGAGACAGUUUAAAGAUGUCUGUACAUUCAUGAUUCAGUCUACGGCGCAAUUUUCCAUGGCCACAGUUGAACCUACAGAGAAAGCCAGUGAAACAACUCCCUACUUUUAUUUGUUGCCAGGAGUUUUCACUAGCCCCAAACUUCUUAUUGGCAGCAGGUACACUGGGAGGGACAUGUGGGAAAUAUCUAGCUAUCUCUAUAGAUGUUUAUAUAGAUAGAUAAGUUUUUGCCUGUUGAUAACAGGAUUAAAAAAGCUUUUGCUCUCUUACAUUUUUUGUCUUAAUGCUGAAAAUGCAAGUGAGGAAUUACUGGAGGUUCUUAGUGACAGUCCUUUAGUGCAAUUGGAUGAUACAAUGGAUGACAGAGCCCAGUGAGAGAUAUGUACCUCUUAAGUUUCUUUCCUAUUUUCUAAAUAGUUAUCAAAAAUAUCUGCUUGGCUUUGGGAAGAGGGAAUUUUAUUAGACUAUCAAGCUUUGUGAAGCUUACUUGUACUUGGGCAAUCCUAAGUAUGAACUUAGUACAAAGCCUACUGUCUGGUUUGGAGAAGGUGGAAUUGUAGGUACCUAUGAAGCUUUUUAUAGACAUUGACAAAAGUGUUAAGGUGAAAGUCCUCUGAUCCAAAACUGCUUCUCAGAACUUUUCAUUUUUCCCGAGAAACUUUUUUUUUCUUAAGAUUUUAUUAAUUUGACAGAGAGAGACAGCGAGAGAGGGAACACAAGCAAGGGGAGUGGGAGAGGGAGAAGCAGGCUUCCCGCCGAGCAGGGAGCCCGAUGUGGGGCUCGAUCCCAGGACGCUGGGAUCAUAACCUGAGCCAAAGGCAGACGCUUAACGACUGAGCCACCCAGGCCCCCUACCCCCCUGCCCAAGAAACAUUCUAAAGAAUUGUUCUCUGUCUGGUUCUGAGAGGAACAUUCUUUGUGUACCUGAUCACUUUUAGUUAUUUCUACCAGUUGCUUGGAGCCAUACAUAUAUUAAAGGUCUUACAUACAUUUAGGUUUAUCUAAUGAUUCCAGGAUUUGAUUUGUAUAUUCCUGAUUUCCCCUUUUCCUUUUUUUUUUUUUUUUUUAAGACUUUAAACAAUCUCUACACCCAGUGUAGGGCUUGAACUCAACCCUGAGAUCAAGAGCCAGCAAGGCACCCAAUUUCUCCCUUUUCUUUCUUAAAGUCCUUCAGUGUAUUAUUACAGUGUAUCAGCAGCUUAUUUAGAUAGAAAAUCUUUGUCGGUAAGCAUUAAAGACUCAGGUAGCCCUCAUAUCUAAAAUAUUUGCAUUGGCCCACAAGGAUACUUUGUUUCAUAACUUAACCAUAUGCAUGUAUUAAGAAAAGCUUAUAUAGUAUAGAUAGAAAGCUCUGUGUCUCCUUUGGGGUAUCCUAAAAGUCUAAAGGGUCAUAGGUGACUGGUGAGAUCUAUAAUAUGUCAAGGAAUGACAUAAUUUGUAGAUUAUUUAAACUCCAUGUGCCUUUAAUAUUUCUCUACAGAGAAUCUGCAUUCUGGUUCAAAAGAGAUUUACAAAAUACUCCUAUAAUUUAAUUCUCAUUAUUGCCUGGUGCCAACCUGAAUUGGCACUGUGAAGGGAGGCAUUUUGUACUGCUGUGGCAGAAACAUUCAAGACAAUCUGUGUUUGGGCUUAAUGGAUCUAGACAAUCCCUGUAAAUAGAUAAUUAUAAAAAUGCAUAUUAUUAUAUUAUCUUCUAGGUAAUGACAUGGUCUUAAAAAUAAUGUACUAAUAAAGUAUGUUGAUUUUUGCUUA
This is a messenger RNA of Mirounga angustirostris (Northern elephant seal), 4092 nucleotides long. It is a transcript of the gene IPP, whose product is annotated as intracisternal A particle-promoted polypeptide. The record is from RefSeq and is a predicted model, not a curated record. Bases 206 to 1960 code for a protein of 584 amino acids. Lineage: Eukaryota; Metazoa; Chordata; Mammalia; Carnivora; Phocidae. Gene Ontology annotation, molecular function: actin binding. The transcript has 9 exons.